AUGAGUAGCAAUAAGAGACCGAUCGAAGCCGAGGAAUCGUCUAAGAAAAAACUUCGUAAUAAUCCAGAGGAAGAACAGCAGGAUCAAUUGGAACCAUUGAAACCGGUUAAGAAGAAACCCUUUAAACAGCAAGGCGCACAGCGGGAUAGCUUCAAGAACUAUUAUAAACGUCAGGAGAUUUGUCCGGACAGUGAAUGGGAGCAGUUCAUGGUAAAGCAGCUGGCCAAAAAGCCUAUCGCAUUCCGCUUGACCUGGUCGAACCGCCAUGCACAAGCUUUGUUGAAGAUAAUGAAAAAGGAUUAUUUCGACAAAUGCUCUACAAUGGCGACUGAAAACGGGUGUGAUGGAGAACCACCGGAAGCUCUCCCGUGGUACCCUAACGAAUUGGCUUGGCAAUUUCAGCUUCCAUCCACGAAAAAUCCUUUGCCGGAUUGUCCAUUUCAUAAAUUGCACAAAUUGUUGCUCAUCGAGGCUGCAUCAGCAAAUGUUUGCGUGCAGGAUGCUCUUUCGAUGAUUCCGCCUCUGCUGUUGGGCGUGAAGUCCCAUCACAAGGUGCUAGAUAUGCGCUCAGGUUCAGGGGUCAAAAUGGCCCAGUUGACCGAAGAUCUCCAUAACGGUGGUAGGGCAACAAUUCCCAGUGGAUGCGUUAUAGCCAACGAUAUCGAUCAAGGUGGCUUCCACUUAGUCCAUCAGGCGAAACGUUUAGGCUCACCCUGUCUCCUAGUGACCAUGGCAGAUAUGACAGCAUUCCCACGGCUGAAGCUAGAGAACGAAGCUGGCGAAUUGGAGAAUAUACGGUUUGAUCGUAUACUGUGCGAGGUUCCUUGUUCGGGAGAUGGAAACAUGCGCAAUCCUGAGAAGCUUCAUGAAGUGUGGAAUCUGGGGAAGGCACACAAUAUGCAUAGUGUGCAGUAUCGUAUGGUAAGGAGAUGUGCUGAACUGCUAGCGGUUAAAGGAAAGCUAGUUUACUCGACGAAUUCCUUGAACCCGAUCGAAAACGAGGCAGUUUUGCACAGCCUUCUGGUUGCAGCUGGAGAUUCUCUAGAAAUUAUCGAAGCGCGUGGUUUGCUGCCAGACCUGAAGUGUAGACCGGGAUUGACCUACUGGGAACCAGCAAACACAAAUGCAGACAAACAGAUGCAGUUCUACAAGUCUUUCGAGGACGUACCAGUUAAAUAUAGAUCUACAAUUCGUAAAUGUCUGUUUCCACCAGCAGAGGAGGAGGCGGAUCGAUACAAUCUUACCCGGUGCAUUCGAGUGUUGCCACAUCAUCAAAACACUGGAGCCGGUUUCUUUGCGGUGAUCGAAAAGAAGAAAGAGGUACCAUGGGAAGUGGUUGAUUACCCGAAGGCACCAGUGAAGCCUGAGCCAACGUACGCUCAUCUGGAUGCUGUAAACCGGCAAAAAGCACUGCAAAAGGCACAGAAAAAAAAACAGUUUGCAGAACAGAGAAGGAAUGAUAUGUGGCUAGUAUUUUUACACGAUGCACACGAAAUUUACCAAAAGAUAAUAGAUAUCUACGAAUUGUCAGAUGAUUUUCUUUCGAGCAAUCUCGUGAUGCACCGUAAGAUAGUAAACAAGACGAGAGUUUACUUUUGCUCGGACCUUCUGAGCAAUGUUAUCCGUACCAACCAGGAAAAGAUUGAGUUCUUCCAGGGAGGAGUGAAAGUGUUUACUCGACAGGUUACCAAAAAAGGUGAGGUUACCACACAUCCAAUGUCAAAUCGUGGACUUCCGAGUAUUUUUGAAUACCUUACCCGUCGUAUGUUACCGGUGAAAAGACCAGAUCUAGUGGAGCUGUUGAAAAACAUGAAGGCAACGGAACCUCCGAAGGAUCUUGUGAGCGAAGAGCUUCGUCGUGAAUCGGAAGAUGUGGGAUACGGCAGCAUUGUACUGCAAUAUGAAAAUAAUGGCCUGAAGCUGGACUUAAUGGGUUGGUACGGUCAUCAGCACCUCCUAGCGUAUCUUACGCUAUCCAGAAAGAUUCACAUGCUGAGAAUAAUGGGAGAGGACGUUUCGGAUCUUGAGCAAAAAAUGAAACCCAAAAGAAGGUCAAAGAAGAAGAAAGCUAAGAAGUCUGAGGAAACUAAGCAAGUUCAGAAGUCUGGGGAAACUAGCGAUGCUGCGGAAACUAGCGAUGCCACGGAAACUAGCGAUGCUACGGAAGCUAGUAACUGA
Molecule: messenger RNA, 2178 nt
Organism: Sabethes cyaneus
Lineage: Eukaryota; Metazoa; Arthropoda; Insecta; Diptera; Culicidae
Product: tRNA (cytosine(34)-C(5))-methyltransferase-like
Exons: 4
Coding region: 1-2178 (725 amino acids)
Biological process (GO): tRNA methylation
Cellular component (GO): nucleus; cytoplasm
Molecular function (GO): tRNA binding; tRNA (cytidine-N5)-methyltransferase activity
Source: RefSeq, a predicted model, not a curated record